GUCGCGUACUGGCGGGUCUAUCGUCUACUACUUCCGUGUCCACCACACGCGAGACACUUAAAACGUAUUACAGAACACAAAAAGGAAAGACUUUUCAGUCUAAAUUGGCGGAAUAGGAGAACGUCGUCGCGAUGGGUUUGCUGACUAUCCUGAAGAAGAUGAAGCAGAAAGAGCGGGAGAUGAGACUCCUGAUUCUAGGUCUGGACAAUGCGGGGAAGACGACCGUCGUGAAGAGGCUGAACGGCGAGGACAUCAGCACCAUCCCCCCGACCCUGGGCUUCAGGAUCAUCACCUUGGAGCACAGAGACUACAAGUUGAAUAUUUGGGACGUGGGAGGCCAGAAGUCGCUACGCUCCUACUGGAGGAACUACUUUGAGCGCACAGACGGUCUGGUGUGGGUGGUGGAUAGCGCAGACCGACAACGCAUGGAGGACUGCAGACAGGAGCUCCAUAAGCUGCUGCUGGAGGAGAGGUUACUUGGUGCAACAUUGUUGGUGUUUGCGAACAAGCAAGACUUACCUGGCGCCUUGUCGGAAGAAGCGAUACAAGCGACACUGGCCUUGGAUGACAUUAAGAACCACCACUGGUGUAUAAUGGGAUGCAGCGCAGUGACAGGACAGAACCUUCUGGCGGGAAUGGACUGGCUGUUGGACGAUAUUGCUGCAAGGAUCUUUAAUGCGGACUGACAACGUGUUUGCCUUGUGUUGCAUCUGGUUUAUAAAUGUAAAGCGCAUUUCAGCUUACUGCAAAAAAAAACCAAAACAUUUCUUUGGCAAGUAGCCCACAUGGCAGACAAGGACUUUUUGAAAUAGAAAAUUACAUCUGA
Phyllopteryx taeniolatus (common seadragon) is the source of this 826-nucleotide messenger RNA. RefSeq names its product ADP-ribosylation factor-like 2 (gene arl2). The transcript is spliced from 5 exons. NCBI's taxonomy places the organism in Eukaryota, Metazoa, Chordata, Actinopteri, Syngnathiformes, Syngnathidae. Bases 132 to 686 code for a protein of 184 amino acids. Gene Ontology annotation, cellular component: microtubule cytoskeleton; cytoplasm. The record is from RefSeq and is a predicted model, not a curated record. Gene Ontology annotation, molecular function: GTPase activity; GTP binding. Gene Ontology annotation, biological process: protein folding.